CCAGUAAUGGCUUUAAUGCGAAAAUCAGUCACCUGAGGGAGAGUUCAGGCGGAGGGAGAGCUUUUCUCCCCAUUUCAUAUCACUCCUUUCCCCCGAUGUAUGUGAGGUUUGUCUCCCGUCUUUUUUCAGGCAGUAUGCGUGCUUGCAUGGGAUUACAGCUGCUGUUUUGCAUUGGUUUGACCACAUUACUAGUUGGAAGACCCAAUAGUAGUGGAAGACAUGGUGGGAGAACUGGCUUGUGAAGUCAAAGGCAGCGAGAGUUUGGCCGGUGGCUCUGAUUUUGACACUGAAAUGAUGCUGUUCAGAUCUCCAACCCCAUUACCUUCAAGAGCCUUAUGUCACUCGCAGCUGUGUUUGCUCAGAGAUGACAUUCAGUACUCACUGGAAUGAGACUUGAGGCUAUUUCCACAGACCAUUUGAAGAUAUUUUAGGAUAUUUGCUUUUUUGUUUUGUUUUAUUGGAUAUCCUGCAGUAUGAUGUAGUUUAAUGAAGCGAUGGCUGGACCAAGGCCUGUGGUCAUGAGUGGACCAUCUGGGGCUGGGAAAAGCACUCUGCUCAAGAAACUACUCCAAGAGUUUGAUGGUGUAUUUGGCUUCAGUGUAUCCCAUACAACACGAAGCCCUCGUCCAGGAGAGGAGAACGGUAAAGAUUAUCAUUACGUGACCAAGGAAGUUAUGCAUGCCAGCAUAGCAAAUGGGGAAUUUAUCGAAAAUGCUGAAUUUUCUGGGAAUAUGUAUGGAACGAGUAAAGCAGCUGUACAGGCUGUUCAAGCCAAGAAUUUGAUUUGUAUUUUGGACAUUGACAUGCAGGGCGUGAAGAACAUUAAGAGAACAGAUCUCAACCCAAUCUAUGUGUCCAUCCAGCCUCCAUCAAUGGACAUCCUGGAAAAACGAUUAAGGGACAGAAAAACAGAGUCCGAGGAGAGUCUACAAAAACGUUUACAUGCAGCAAAGGUUGACAUGGAAAUAAGCAAAGAGCCGGGUUUAUUCCAUGUGCUCAUCAUUAAUGAAGAUGUUAACGUGGCAUAUGGCAAAUUAAAAGAUGCUCUUCUUGAGGAAAUCCAGAAGGUCAAAGACAACAACAAGGCCUAGAUGAGAACCCACCUGCUAACCGCAGCAACCUCUCCAUUCACUUUGUAAGGCUGGCACUGAAUUGUCUACACCCAAAAGGCUCUGUGAGAACCAACGUCAUAAAACUCUCACACAGAUGAGCAUCACCACCUAAGACAACACUCCCUACUUUUUAAGGACCAUAAAAUGCAAAUCAUACAUGUUUGGUAUCAUUCAAGAGGUCUCAGUGCAACUGGUAAAACGGUCUCAUUCCCUUUCAGCAAAGUCAAAUCACAAGAAAGAUUUAAGAACUUAGUAAAACACUGUAUUCUAUCAGGGGUACGACCCCUCCCAGAUUUCUCACAGAGACCAGAUGCUGUGUGCAGAUUAGGUGUAUUCUUUGUAAACCUCAAACGACCUACUCAAUCAAGUUUCAAAGGUCCACUUACAACUCCCUAAAUUGUAAACCAAAUCCUAAAUAACAUCAAACAUACACAUCUGAAAUAACAAUAGAAUCAUUUGAUACUUAAGGAAGGAUGGCAGAGGAGCUCUGGGAAUCUGUAAGCAGAUCUCCCAUGCUGUACCGCUGCAUGUAGUUUUGUCAAGUAUGUUUCUUUGACUUCUUUUAUUUUUAGAAAUGUUUAUUUAUUCUGAUCAUGAGUGAAAUUGGCUUUGAUUGAUUUUGUAACUUACGUUUUAAAUCCUACCUGACAAAUAAAUUGUUACUUUUUGAUUUAUUCUGUAUUCAUCCGAAAUCAUUUAUCACCGGUAGAUUCGAGGGACGCCCUUUGUUACCGCAAACUUAUGUCCAGGAUAAUGAUAAUUACUGGAGCUUAUGAAUAGGAGAAAACCACGUAAGACUACCAGUCACUGCUUAUCACCGUCUUAGCAAGUUGUAUGAAACGUGACUAAAUAAAACUAUCAUCUGGUUAUGAGCAAGCAGUAGGCGGCCGAACUGCAACCUCUGACUAUGAACGGGCUGGCGAUUUUGUGUCCGUGAGAUCUAUGCAAUUAAUCGGCCGGCAUAUGACUCUAAGCGGCAAUCGGGACCCGAAUGAAAGGAUAAUGAAAUUUAGGAUGAUUCAGAGUAAUCAAUAACUUAAAAAGAUCAAAUUAAAAAAAUGACCAGAAGUUAAUUAGAGCUGUAAUCUAAAUUAGAGGUCAAUUUAAAUUGGAGUCAGAUUAAUAUAAAAUUGGAGUCAGAUAAAAUGAAUAACGGAAUCAAUUUGUAAAGUGUAAAUUAACAAUAAUUGCUUUACUUCAGUGCUUAGAAUAGACAGAACAACGCAGAGACCUUCAAGGGCAAUUUAUUGAAGUUCCACUCCGGAACGGAUAGAAAAUUAUCCCUUUUUACAACUUCCAUCAUAAUCGAUGUUUUGAGAUCAGCACAUUCCACCCAGGGAAGAUUUUAUGAACUCCAACAGCAGCAGAAUGAAAAAUGCAUUCACUUAUUUAAAGGUGCAGGCUAAUGUUGUUUGUUCCAUGUUGAGUAGAUGCUGAACUUACCAUUAAUAAGACAAAGUGUGCUACUUUAAUUCCUUGGUGAGAGAUCAAAAACACAUGACUUUAUUUAAAACACUCAAGUCUUUGUCUUUGAAACAGGGUUGUGUUUUGAUGGACAUUUUUUGUUGAAGGAUGAGAUAAUGCACAAAACAAAUUGCAGACUUCACUAAUUUAUUUUUACAUUUUUCCAUGCUGACUAUGCUUAAGAUAACCUAGAUUCUGUCGUAGUUACUGCUGGAUAUACAUGGAUAAGUAGUUUUCCAUUUACAAAGUUCAGAGCUAACAUCUACACAUAUGGAUGGUGUGUCACAUCUAUACUUACAAGUCAAGCAAGGGUUUUUUUUCUAAACUUAUAACUCAUUCUGAAUUAAUGAUAGAGGUUGCGUCCAUGUUAACCAUGUUUUAAAUGCAUAUUACAUCCAUAUUGUUUAUGUUAAAGUGAAUUAUUGUCCAUAAUUAUAUGUACCUUGUUUACCAGCUCUGAGAGUUUUAUAAAGGGUUAAUGGCCAGUGCAGGAAUUGUUUUUUUGUACAGGGCAGCUUAUAAACAGCCAUGAGUCGUGUAGAACCAUAGUAUGUUUUAAGAAAUGAUUGUUGAGGUGUGUGAUGUUAUGUACAUAUGGAAAGCAUUUAGUCUCAUAUGUUUGCUGUGCUUUCGUAGAUUUUCAGAUGCUUCAGGUCUUUCUAAUGAGUCUAAUGUCUGACUUAAAAUAGUUUGGAAAUCAAAAUGUACAACCUGUUAAAAGCUUAGUUGUUAUAGUGUGCAGGUUGCAUUUCAACCCAAAAUCAAAAGAAAGAGAAAGUUUUACAUUUUAAUGGUCCUAAAAAUAGGCUUUAUUUUUUAAAGAAAAUAAAUGUAUUUUUGUUUUGAUUUGGGGGUGAAAUAUGAUGCAUACAUGUUCUUUACUUUUUUUUUUUUUAAAUUAUUAUUAGUAUUAUUUAUUUUAUUUAAACUACAAAACAUAACAUUUUUUUUUUUUACCCGAAUUUGUACUUGUGAAUUUUUUUACACACUGUUUAUUACCAAACAAUAAAUGUAUUAACAAUAAAAGUGCCUGAUGCCGAAAAACAGCGAAUCGGGUCAUUUGACUUAUAGUGAUGGAUCGUAAAUGGUCAUUUCAUUUGUUAAAAUAGGUGUCAAUGAUCAAGUCACUGUCUUUUCCCAUAUAUAACACCUGAGCUGGAACCGCUUACGGUCCACGUUAUUGAAGUUAUUAGUAUAAUAGAUUGACCUUUAAAAUGUGUUUUUGUAACUAUUUUAACUAGUAAAUACACUGUGGCUGAAGUUGAGCAAAAGUGAGGUUGCCAUCUCAAUGUUUAUAAGUUUCUCUCAAACCUUGAAGUACUGUAUACAUUACCCAUCAAUUGCAUUACAGUUAGUGCAGGGAGCAUAAUAAUUAUUUAACAUGUUUUUGGCAUACAUUUUAAUGUAUAGACACCAAUGAAUCUAGUGGAACUUUAUCAAAAUGGAACAAAGGUUUUGAAAACUUAAAGACUCCAUGGUUUGUCUUCUCUAGGGUUUGUUACUUCUGUACAACUUUAUCUCAGUUUCACGUCAUUCCUUUGUGCACCUUGAGACAAUUCCUUAAGUUGUGUUAGAAACAUGUCAAACAUUGUUUGUGGUGUCUGUUUGAAAAUCACUUUGAGAAAUGCAUUUAUAAACCAAAUAUGUCAUUGCUGUUUUUAAUUUAUAUUCUAGAACUAUUAACAUGUACCGUGCAAGUGUAAUAAAACUACGCCAAGUG
Molecule: messenger RNA, 4296 nt
Organism: Myxocyprinus asiaticus (Chinese sucker)
Lineage: Eukaryota; Metazoa; Chordata; Actinopteri; Cypriniformes; Catostomidae
Product: guanylate kinase-like
Exons: 9
Coding region: 495-1091 (198 amino acids)
Biological process (GO): purine nucleotide metabolic process
Cellular component (GO): cytosol
Molecular function (GO): GMP kinase activity
Source: RefSeq, a predicted model, not a curated record